Molecule: messenger RNA, 1390 nt
Organism: Cannabis sativa
Lineage: Eukaryota; Viridiplantae; Streptophyta; Magnoliopsida; Rosales; Cannabaceae
Product: ubiquinone biosynthesis protein COQ4 homolog, mitochondrial
Exons: 3
Coding region: 497-1171 (224 amino acids)
Biological process (GO): ubiquinone biosynthetic process
Cellular component (GO): mitochondrial inner membrane
Source: RefSeq, a predicted model, not a curated record
AAAAAAAAAAAAAACUAUAUAAAACUCAUUUAUUACAAGUUUAUUUUUGGCGGCAUUAAUUACUUGCGACACAACAGAAAUGAGUAAAUAAAUAGAACAGGAAAGGAAUGGGAACCCCUUUCUUCUCUCUUUCUUAGCAGCCUCUGCCCAAUCUAUGAUCGGUUACUUCCGGUCGCCAAUCGGCAAAACCUCACCACCACCGUGAUAACCCCGCGCGCGACCGCCGCUAGCUCCGGUGGAGCUAUUUCUGCCAUUGACGGACGAGGCGGACCACGGACCGGGCUCCCCUGCAUUCCGAAACGUCUAGCUCGAGGUUCUCCUUCUAACCCGAUCUCUUGAUCCGUUUUGUUCUCUCUCACACCUCCAUCUCCGUUCGCCGUCUCAUAGUCCGAGACCACCGCGCGCCUCGAGGGCUCUUAAAUCCCUGAACCACGAGGUUCUCACCCUACACACCCAUCCGGAGCCAAUAUUGUCAUCCUGAGCGUGUGGGUGUUCCAUGAUAAGAGGUGCUCGAAUUCGGCUCAAUGGGUGGCAGCAGGCAGCUGUGGCAGUUGGUUCUGCAGUUGGAGCAUUGCUAGACCCACGAAGAGCAGACCUUAUUGCGGCUCUCGGCGAGACAACAGGGAAACCUGCUUUUGAAAGAGUUCUCGAAAGAAUGAAGCGAAUCCCAGAAGGCAGGGCAAUACUUCUCGACCAACCGCGAGUCAUAUCUUCAAAAGUGGGGCACGCUUGGGAUCUCCCAGAAAACACAUUUGGUGCAGCCUAUGCAAAAUUCAUGGGAUCAAGGAACUUCUCCCCUGAUGAUAGACCACCAGUGCGGUUCAUGGAGACAGAUGAGCUUGCAUAUGUUGCCAUGCGAGCUCGAGAGGUGCAUGACUUCUGGCACACCCUUUUUGAUCUUCCAACCAAUUUGAUUGGUGAGUCAGCCCUCAAGGUGAUUGAGUUUGAGCAAAUGUGCCUUCCAAUGUGUCUAAUGUCAGUCAUUGGGGGUACAGCUAGAUUCAAUGAGAAGCAAAGGAACCUGUUCUUCCAGCACUACUUUCCUUGGGCCAUUCGGGCUGGUGCUCAGGCAACCGAUCUUAUGUGUGUGUAUUAUGAGCAGCACUUUCAUGAGGAUUUGGAGGAGGUGAGGAGAAAAUGGGGCAUAGUCCCUGUUCCUAAACAAGCCUGACCAACAAAGAUAUGAUGUCUAAUUGGCUAGGUUGCCCCAUGGUUUAAUGUUCAUUUGGACUCAUUGGACUAGGAUUAGUAUUAUAUCAAAGUCCCCUGCUUGGAAAUAAAAUUUGGACUUCGAUAAAUAAUUACACUUAAAUUGUCCUUUUGUAAGAUACUAGUAGGAUUGCACGCCCGAAGUGACUCUUAAAAUAUUUAAGCUUAAUUAUUUUGAGAA